AGCGCCCCUCCCUCCCUCCCUCCCUCCCGUGCGUCCGUCCGUCCGUCAGGAGACGUCAAACUCGUGGGAGCGCCUGAGAUGAACGUCGAUCGCGACGAAUAGGUUGCACCAUGAGUCUGGAUGUUCUGUGCGACUUGGACGUCGGACGAUUCUUAGCCGACAAUCUGUUGACGAGCGAGGACUGGGAUGCCUGUUUGUAUCGCUGCGAGGGCGACGCGUCGCCGGACGACGAGCUGUCCCUGCCGCUGGCCGGCCAAGCCCCCUCGUCUCCGUGGCGACACGCCUACGAUAACGUGCUGACAGGGGCCGACGUCCGGAGCGACGGCGCCGAGCCCAUGGAGCUGCUGUUCCAGGUGAAAGCGGAGCCGCCGUCGCCGGAAGCCGACCGCUCGCCGCCGUCGCCCCGUGACCCUCAGCUUCCCGUGAAAAGCGAAAACCCGCCCACGCCUCCCUACGCGCUCGGGGACGUGAUGUCGCCCCCCUCGCACCGGACGGCGGCCGUCUCCGCGUCCGGGAGGCCUUCCGCCAGGACGCUUCCCGCCGUCGUGGUAUCCGUUCGGAAGCAGGCAGCAGCGGUUGCGGCGGCCAAGCCCCCCAUCCGGCCACGCCCCCUGUGCCUGGGCGCGCCCGUCGCCAAGACCCUGUUCCUGCACGGCCUUCCCGCCGCGGAGCCCGCGGCGCGCCUGUCGUCGGCCCCCGCCGCGGUCAAGACGGAGCCCCUCCCUACCUCCGCCAAGCCCAUCGUCCCGGCCGGCGCCGCCGAGCCCGCCGGCGGCCGCGACCGAGUAGACAUAAAAGUUCUGAAGCGGCAGCAGAGGAUGAUCAAGAACCGCGAGUCGGCGUGUCAGUCGCGCAAAAAGAAGAAGGAGUACGUGCAUAACCUGGAGCUCCAACUGAGGGAAGCCCAGCUGGAGAACCAACGGUUACGCCGCGAGAACCAGGAGCUCCGCGACAGACUCGGCGCCGACCGGGCCGGCGAGUCCGCCAACAACAAGAGAGCCGCCUGCGUGAUGGCCGUCCUUUUCUUCGUCGCCUUCAGCUUCGGACCCGUCAGCAUCUUGGACAGGAAGUGGACGACGGGCUUCGGAGACGGGGCCGGGUCCUUCGCCGGUCGCCGGCUGCUGGAGAUGCAGACGGCGCCGCAUCGGCGAGAGCCUGACGACGGGGAGACGGAAGUUUUGGCAUCCUUUCCCUUCAGGAACGGCAGCUCGGCCCCGGGCCCGGUGGCGGCCAAGGACGACGACAAGCUCCUGCGCCGUCUGGAGAGAUACUUCAGCGACGCCGUCUGCCCGCGCUUCAACCGCUCCGAGUCGCUCAGGCUGGCGGCGGAGCUUCGCGGCUGGGUGCGACGUCAUCAGAUCGACCGCAAGAAGUUGGGCGGGAAAGCCAAGAAGGCCAAAAUGGCGCAGCAGCGGGCGCAGCUGAGGAAGGCCAACGUGUCCAGAUACGUCCCGGCGGAGACGCAUCGCUCCUUCGAGAGGUGGGGACGCCGGUCGGCCGGCGGCGCGCUCGACCGGCCGCCGUCGGCUAAGCCCGCUUCGGUCCGCCCCUUUAGUCAACUACAAGUGGUCCCCGGGCCCGAGGUGACCUACGGCGACUUCCUGGACGCCAUCGACCGACGUGAGGACACCUUCUACGUGGUGUCAUUCAGACGGGACCACCUGCUGCUUCCCGCCAUUAGCCACAACAAAACGCGCCGUCCAAAAAUGUCGCUGGUGAUGCCCGCCAUGUCUGUCAACGAGAGCGUGUACGACGCGUCUCCGGGGUACGAGCUGAUGAUGCAAGUGGACUGCGAGGUGAUGGACACGCGCACCGUCCCCAUCAAGUGGUCGGCCGUCCCGCCGUCCCUGCGUCGGGCGCCCCCGUCGGCGGCGCCUCCGCCCCACGCCACCGACCGCGCGGCCCUGCGCGGACGGCCGGCCUCGACGCCGGACUACCUCAUCGACCGAUCGGAGGGCGUCUGAAGGACGGGCGGCCCGCCUGCCCGUGAUGGCGCAGUUUUUUUUUUUUUUUAAUUUAAUAUUUGUAUAUAGUGAUGUGUAAAUAUUGUUUUGUUUUUGGUUUUCGUUUAGAUUUUUGGAUGUUUGUCUGAGAAGAAAGGUAUCCUUGCGUUCGAAAUUCAGUCUGGGUACUACCCGGUUUUGUCCUGGAAUAAUUUAAGCUGGAGCACAGGCCGACGGGCGUCGCGUUGAUUCGGGCUCCCCGUCGUCGAUGGCGGCCAAACCUCAUCAAUAUUCUAUUUUGAUGUUUUAGCACGUACGUCAAAAUGGUAGUCCGUAACGACGGACGUGUGACCUAUGUUGGCCUUUGGCGGCCUCGCGCGUGCUCGAGGCCCGAGCAAUGGGGUGGACCGGCGACGUCCGAAAGGAAUCCCUGUCGCGACCCCGUUUCGUGGGCUAUGCGGAGCGAACGGCCGCGUACUUUUGAGCUCGAGAUGGGCACCCGAGGCUGCGGAACCGUCACCUUUUUUGCAAAUCCCGCCGGCUCGCCCUCUCGUCGCAUCUUUCGGAACAGUCGCUCGGCCAAAUAUUUAGUUUUGAAGCUGCGACGCCGCUGCCGUCGGUGCUAAAUUCAAAGCCGCUGCGCUUUGUUUGGCUCACUUGACGAUGAUUUCAAUCAUGUGGACUUUUCAAGGUGACGGUGAGCAGAUUUGAUUUUGAGCCGUUUGGUUGUUCUUUACAUCUAUUGAAUGAAAUAUGAAGUUGUUCUGAUCAUAGGGCGAGUACAAGGACUGUGCCUCAAUGUCAAAGGUCAAGUUCGCGUCAUCAAGAUUAUGUACCGAACAUUUGAUUAAAUAAAAA
This is a messenger RNA of Corythoichthys intestinalis (scribbled pipefish), 2801 nucleotides long. It is a transcript of the gene atf6b, whose product is annotated as activating transcription factor 6 beta. NCBI's taxonomy places the organism in Eukaryota, Metazoa, Chordata, Actinopteri, Syngnathiformes, Syngnathidae. Gene Ontology annotation, cellular component: nucleus. Gene Ontology annotation, molecular function: DNA-binding transcription factor activity, RNA polymerase II-specific; RNA polymerase II cis-regulatory region sequence-specific DNA binding. Gene Ontology annotation, biological process: endoplasmic reticulum unfolded protein response; regulation of transcription by RNA polymerase II. The record is from RefSeq and is a predicted model, not a curated record. The coding region runs from base 111 to 1964 and encodes 617 amino acids. The transcript is spliced from 16 exons.